This is a messenger RNA of Penicillium malachiteum, 372 nucleotides long. RefSeq lists its product as uncharacterized. The record is from RefSeq and is a predicted model, not a curated record. The coding region runs from base 1 to 372 and encodes 123 amino acids. The transcript has 2 exons. Lineage: Eukaryota; Fungi; Ascomycota; Eurotiomycetes; Eurotiales; Aspergillaceae.
AUGAAGCUGCAGAAUUUACUUGCGCGUUCUCGUCCCUCGACCCUGCCGAGGCCUUUCAUUGCUCAGACAGUAGCUCCAGGGUUUGGUGGCGUUCGAUACAACUCCAUCACGAAAGAAUGGAAAGGUGCCUCCACAGAGGAUCACAAUACCCGCCGAUCCCAGAAAGGAGAUACCCACGAUCCGGCUUCGAGCGCAGCCGCUGCUGGCAUGAAGGAAAGGAAAGCAAACGAAGGAAUCGCGGAUGAGACGAAAUCUUCAGGAAUCACACAGAGAGGUGGAGUUAAGCAUGGUAGAAAAGCCAAACAGGAACACCCAGCGGCCCCGGAACCCAUUAUUGGAAUGAAUGAUGAGCGGGCGCAGAAGGGCCAUUGA